This is a messenger RNA of Strongylus vulgaris, 243 nucleotides long. The record is from the annotation of a GenBank genome assembly. NCBI's taxonomy places the organism in Eukaryota, Metazoa, Nematoda, Chromadorea, Rhabditida, Strongylidae.
AUGGUUUGUGAAACGUUGACUGUUUUUCCGAAAGCAACAGUUUUUCUUCUGAGAUUAAGCCUUGCUGGGACAAUGUUCGACUUAGUACUUUUGGUCAGACAGGAUUUUUUCGGUGGAUGGGUUGAAGCUUUUGAUGGCGAAUUGGGAAGCGAUUUCUGUUCAGCUAUAUUAUCAGAUUUAUCGGAAGCUGAGGCUGAUGGAGGGAUGCUAGCAGAUGUUACACGAGUAACAGAUAAAUCGUAG